UCACGUGUCUGGCACUGGCAGCUGGGCUAGGCCGGCCACCCUUCGGCAGGCGGCCCUGCGCGUCUGGCCAUGCGCUUCUGGCCGUGCGCGAACACGCGUUACGGCGUUAUGCGGCGGGGAUCGGAAGCAGAAGGCCAAGCUUUACUGACGCAGAUCGGCGGCGGAUGUUCCUGGCACAGCGGCAGGCCCUGGGCGACCAUCUUUCCAAAUUCUUGCAUCACCGCACCGCUUUCUACAACCACAUUGCAACCGUCCAGCCAUCACUAAUUGCGCCUUGGUGGUACUUGAAUUCCUGCUCUCUAUCCACAGUCCGGAUUUUUCCACUCUCCGUCGCUCCUUACCAUCCGCAACCGCACUCGGUGCAAUGUACGUCAGUCGAGCUGCCACCCGGGCAGCUCCCGCAGUCUUUAGAGCGGGCGUCAGGACCGCUGCCCGACCGUCGCGACAGCUCCCAAAGAACUUCCCUGCCAUCGCCAUCUUGAUCCCGCAUCGCGCCGUAUCCACCGAGACUUCAUCAAACCAGAGCGGCAACUUCCCGCCCCCAGGGUUCAACGCCCAGCAAGCGAAGAAGCCGUUGCCCACAGACGAGCAGUCAAAGUCACAAGAGAAAACCAAUGUAUCAAUACCAAAGAACGAAGCCACCGCGGUGCCGAAGCACGAAGCCCAAGACCUCCGGACGCUGUCGGAAUUAGGCACGGAGAAGGCAGAGCAAGCGAAGCAGGACCUAAUAGCAGCAAAGAAGGACGAAGACAAGAAAAAGCUCACACUCUGGGAGAAGGUUAAGAAGGAAGUGGCGCACUACCGAGACGGCACCAAGUUGCUGGUCACCGAGGUUAGGAUCAGCUCAAAACUGGCGCUGAAAAUGGCCGCCGGCUACGAGCUCACUCGCCGAGAGCACCGACAGCUCCAAAGAACGGUGCAGGAUCUCGGUCGCCUCGUACCCUUUUCCAUGUUCGUCAUCGUUCCGUUUGCAGAGCUUCUGCUUCCUGUAGCGUUGAAGCUCUUCCCCAACCUCCUUCCGAGCACAUACGAAGGCCAGUCCUCCAAAGACGCAAAGGCUAAGACUCUUCGGUCCACUCGGAAAGAAGUCAGCUCUUUCCUCCGCCAGACACUACAAGAGACCGGCUUGCCGGUUUCUGCAGAGAAUGCGCAGAGAGAGGAGUUCUCCGAGUUCUUCCGCAAGGUCCGUACAACUGGUGAAGCGCCAUCGACAGAAGAGAUUGUCAAGGUCUGCAAGAUCUUCAAGGACGAUCUCACUCUUGACAAUCUCUCGCGACCGCAGCUUGUGGCUAUCUGCCGCUACCUGAACUUGACUUCGUUCGGCACCGACAACUUGCUCCGCUACCAGAUCCGCGUUCGCAUGCGCCAGAUCAAGCGCGACGACCGCGCCAUCUCCUUCGAGGGCGUAAACUCUCUCUCAGUCCCCGAACUCCAAUCUGCCUGCGCAAGCCGCGGUCUCCGCACCUACGGCGUGUCGCCCGCCCGGCUACGCGAAGACCUUCAGACCUGGCUUAACCUCCGUCUCGACAGCGGCGUACCGUCUACGCUCCUUGUGCUCUCUAACGCGUUUGUCUACGCUUCGGGCAAGGAAUCCGACGCCACAUCUCAAAUCGACGCCCUACAGGCCGUCCUCUCCAGUAUCCCAGAGGAACUCUACCACGAGAUCGAGCUUGAAGUACACACCGCCGAGGGUGCCGCAACCAACAAGCAGCGUCUUGAGGUGCUCAAGGAGCAGCAAGAGCUCAUCGACGAGGAGAACGAGCAAAAUCAGGGCAAUGAGAAGCAGCUCCCCAAGGACCACGAGAACAUUGACGAAGAUGACAAGCCUAAGGAGACCGCCAAGGCGGAAGAGAGCAACGAGGCCGAAGCCAGCACCGGUGACUCCGCCACCAGCAUGGGAAGCUCCGAGCGUGCGGAGCAGGAUCAGCGUGCUACCGAGACGGCGGCUGCUGAGAAGAAGGAAAGCUCCAAGAAGGAGUGAGCGCGGAGGUCCCGACUUACACACACUUCUCUACUUUGUCUGAAUAGCUAGGCUCGCAUUGCAUUUGCCCUGUGUCAUAUUGAACCUGAGAACCCAACGUAGGGUCGUACCAUAGAAAAUGUAAAAUAGAACGUAAUCGCCUG
Paraphaeosphaeria sporulosa is the source of this 2124-nucleotide messenger RNA. RefSeq names its product LETM1-domain-containing protein. Gene Ontology annotation, cellular component: mitochondrial inner membrane. Bases 365 to 1981 code for a protein of 538 amino acids. The record is from RefSeq and is a predicted model, not a curated record. Gene Ontology annotation, molecular function: ribosome binding. Lineage: Eukaryota; Fungi; Ascomycota; Dothideomycetes; Pleosporales; Didymosphaeriaceae. The transcript has 3 exons. Gene Ontology annotation, biological process: intracellular monoatomic cation homeostasis.